AUGCCUGUCGUUACUCCAGAAAAGCUGGCUAGCCUGCAGAGGCAGUCCAGUGAUAUCCGAAAUAUUUGUAUCUUGGCCCAUGUUGAUCAUGGCAAGACCUCACUUACCGAUGCUCUGCUCGCCACAAAUGGCAUCAUCUCACCAAAAUUGGCGGGCAAAAUCCGCUACCUAGACUCCAGACCCGAUGAGCAGACAAGAGGAAUCACCAUGGAAUCCUCUGCCAUUUCUCUCUACUUUGCUAUGCGUCGGAAAACAGCCCCUGACGCUGAGCCCGAGGACAAGGAGUACCUAGUCAACUUGAUCGACUCACCCGGCCAUAUCGACUUCAGUUCCGAAGUCUCGACAGCUUCAAGAUUGUGUGACGGCGCCGUCGUACUUGUGGAUGCCGUCGAGGGAGUCUGCAGUCAAACAGUCACUGUGCUCCGUCAAACAUGGAUUGAGAAGCUCAAGCCCCUUCUUGUCAUUAACAAGAUUGAUCGACUAGUGACAGAACUCAAGAUGACUCCCGGAGAAGCAUACAUUCACCUAAGCAAGCUUCUUGAGCAAGUAAAUGCUGUUCUUGGAAGCUUUUUCCAGGGCGAACGAAUGGAGGAGGAUCUCAACUGGAGGGAGAAGAUGGAGGAGCGAGUGAACGCAGCGACAGCCGCCAAGGAAUCGGCUCUUGCGGAUCAAGUCAGCGACACUGGAGAUAUCCAAUUCGAGGAGAGAGACGACGAAGACAUUUACUUUGCCCCGGAGAAGAACAACGUCAUUUUCAGCAGCGCCAUCGACGGUUGGGCCUUCACCUGCAGGCAAUUCGCCGCCAUGUACGAGAAGAAGCUUGGCAUCAAGCGAGGCGUGAUGGAAAAGGUUCUAUGGGGCAACUUUUACCUGGAUCCCAAGACAAAGAAGAUUUUGGGCCCAAAGCAUCUCAAGGGGCGAAACCUGAAGCCCCUUUUUGUCCAGCUGGUACUUGAGCCAGUGUGGACUGUCUACCAAGCAACUGUGGGCGGUGACAAUGGCACUGGUGAUCGAGAACUGUUGGAGAAGGUCACAAGGUCCCUUAACAUCAAGCUCACGCCGCAUCUGCUCAAGUCCCGAGACCAGAGACUUCUGAUGACAACAGUCUUCGCAUCUUGGCUACCCUUGUCGACGGCGUUGUUGGUAUCUGUCAUCGAAUCCUUGCCGUCUCCCGCUGCCGCGCAAGCUGAGCGACUACCCGAGCUACUCGAGGAAUCCCCCGGCUCCGAGCACAUUGAUAAGUCUAUCAAAGAUGCCAUGGUCUCAUUCAAGCACGAAAAGUCCGAUCCCGUCGUCGCCUAUGUCAGUAAGAUGGUGUCCGUUCCCGAGAGCGAGCUACCCGAGAACAAGCGACGAACCGGAGUGCAAAUGAGCGGCGAAGAGGCACGAGAUCUCGCCCGCAAGAAGAGGGCUGAAGCUGCGAGGGCUCAGGCUGCAGCUGGCGAGAAUGGCGUUGACAGCAUGGCAACCGCUCUUGAUGCGGUCAACCUCGAUGAUUAUGCCCCUGAGUUGGAGGAGAAGAAGGUCGAUCCCGAGCAUCUCAUUGGAUUUGCCCGUAUUUACUCCGGAACUCUCUCGGUUGGCGACAAGCUCUAUGUCAUCCCUCCGAAGUGGUCACCUGCUGAACCACAUGCUGCCCCUGAGCCUCAAGAAGUCACUGUCACCGCGCUUUACAUGCUCAUGGGCAGGAACUUGGAGGCUCUUGAGUCGGUCCCCGCUGGCUGUGUGUUUGGCAUCGGUGGUCUUGAGGGCAAGAUUCUGAAAUCAGGAACCCUGUGCAGCCGCCUGGAAGGCGCUGUCAACCUUGCAGGUGUAAGCAUGGUGGGCAAGCCUAUUGUCCGUGUUGCUUUGGAGCCUGUGAACCCCGCCGAUCUCGACAAGAUGAUCCAUGGCCUGGAGCUGCUGGUGCAGAGUGACCCGUGUGCCGAGUAUGAACUCCUUGCAAGUGGCGAGCAUGUCUUGCUGACUGCUGGCGAACUUCAUCUCGAACGAUGUUUGACGGAUCUCAAGGAGAGAUUCGCUCUCUGUGAUAUCCAACCUGGCGCUCCCCUUGUUCCUUAUCGCGAGACUAUCGUCAGGGCCGAGGAGAUGCGACCACCUGCGAACAAGGAGCUUGGUCGAGGUGCUGUUGUUGCUACUACCAGUUCAAAGCAGGUCACCAUCUCACUCCGUGUACAGCCAUUGCCAGCAGAUGUGACAGAAUUUCUGCUCAAGAACGCAGACGCCAUCAAGCGUCUGUAUGACCGCAAGGCCAAAGCGGAGGAGUCUGAGGGCGAAGAGAUCGCCGCAGAGACCGACGUCGCUGCCGGCAACACCCUGUCCGUGGAGGACUUUAAGAAGCAGCUUAAGGAGAAGCUUGAGAGCGGCAAGGGCAGGGAGAACUGGAAGGAUCGCAUAGACAAGAUCGUGGCCUUUGGACCUCGACGAACCGGACCAAACUUCCUCAUUGAUGCCACUGCAGAUGGUAUCUUCUCCAAGGCUUUCGCGACCGAGAAUACCACAGGUGCGGCUCCUCGUGCUGGAGAAUCCCUUCACCCAAGCCAUCUGGCCGAUAAGAUCUCCUACGCCUUCCAGCUUGCUGCUGCUCAAGGUCCUCUGUGUAACGAGCCCCUUCAAGGCGUGGCUGUCUUUGUCGAGGAGGUCACACUCAACCUUGCCGAAGACGAUACUUCGGCUCGAGACAAGCUGGGUCGUCUUACCGGCGAAAUCAUCAAGACCUUCCAGUCCGCCCUGCGUUCCGGCUUCCUUGACUGGUCCUCGCGUCUCAUGCUCGCCAUGUACAGUGUCGAGAUUCAAGCCUCAACCGAAGUCCUCGGUCGUGUAUACGAUGUUCUGACUCGUCGUCGCGGCCGUGUCAUCGCCGAGAUUAUGAAGGAGGGCACACCCUUCUUCACCAUCCAAGCCCUACUCCCGGUCGCCGAGAGUUUCGGCUUCGCAGAUGAGAUGCGCAAGCGCACCAGUGGCGCCGCGCAGCCGCAGCUCAUCUUCGCAGGCUUCGAAAUCCUGGACGAGGACCCCUUCUGGGUGCCCUUCACUGAAGAUGAUCUGGAGGAUCUCGGUGAGCUGGCUGACAAGGAGAACGUGGCCAAGCGAUACAUGGACGGUGUGAGGAGGAAGAAGGGAUUGCUUGUGGAGGGAAGGAAUGUGGCUACGGAUGCUGAGAAGCAAAAGACGUUGAAGAGGUAG
Molecule: messenger RNA, 3186 nt
Organism: Fusarium keratoplasticum
Lineage: Eukaryota; Fungi; Ascomycota; Sordariomycetes; Hypocreales; Nectriaceae
Product: Tr-type G domain-containing protein
Exons: 2
Coding region: 1-3186 (1061 amino acids)
Biological process (GO): cytosolic ribosome assembly
Cellular component (GO): ribonucleoprotein complex; cytosol
Molecular function (GO): GTPase activity; GTP binding; ribosome binding
Source: RefSeq, a predicted model, not a curated record